CGAUAGUGUUGUGAUAAUAUUGUUUUGGUCUGUGAUCGGUGUGAGCGUUACUUGAAGAGUAGGUAGGAAAAGUGUCCCCGUCUAACGGCUAAAGGGUAGCCAAAGCAACUUUAAGCUUACGACAGACCACUUAACAGCGGCGCAGCAAUAUGGGUGUCGGCCAGGACAGUAGUCUGGAGGAAGGAGCCGCACGGUUGAAGGACUGGCUAUCGACACAGCCUCAUCUGCCACAAAAUAUUCAUCCGAUGCUGCUCCAGCGGUAUGUCCAUUCGACCGGUGGCGAUCUGGAGUACGCGAAGAAAAUCUUCAUCCUCGGCUACACUAUCCGGCAGAACAAUCCGCACAUCUUCGAAGACCGUGAUCCGCUCGGUAGCAAUGUGACGGCCAUCCUGAAGGCAAUCGAUAUGGUGCCUCUGCCGCCGGUAGAAGGAUGCGAUGACAAGUACAUCUUCUACCGCCUAGUGGACUGUGAUCCGGAUAAGUUCGAUUUUAAUGACGUCAUCAAGACGUUCUUCAUCAUCGCCGAUCUGCGUAUGAUCCAACCCGACGUGCCGAUGAACGAUGGAGGAGACGUGCCGAUCUUCGAUAUGAACGGCUUUACUUUGCGCCACUUGACGAAGGUCGUCCUGUCGACAUUGCGUGUGUAUAUGCGGUACACCCAGGAAGCUCACCCGGUGCGCUUGAAGGCGAUUCAUGUGAUCAACUGCACCCCGUUUCUGGAUCGUGUGAUGUGCCUCGUGAAGCCGUUCAUGAAAAAACGUGUCGCCGAAAUGCUUCACUUCCACCUGCCAAACUCGGACACAAUUUAUGCGCACUUUCCGAAGGCCGCUCUCCCCGACGAGUACGGUGGCCAGCAGUCGAUCGUGAAGCACAAGGAAGAUUGGUUCAAUCGCAUCAAGCUGCAGCGGGAUUACCUUACCGAUGGGACCAGAUGGAAAAUCGAUGAGUCGCGCCGGAGUGCCGGUAAUGACCUUUGUGGAACGCUGCGGAAGCUGGAGAUUGAUUGAACUCGAAUGAAUGUGA
This is a messenger RNA of Anopheles bellator, 1023 nucleotides long. Its product is annotated as alpha-tocopherol transfer protein-like. Gene Ontology annotation, molecular function: phosphatidylinositol bisphosphate binding. Lineage: Eukaryota; Metazoa; Arthropoda; Insecta; Diptera; Culicidae. The record is from RefSeq and is a predicted model, not a curated record. Bases 150 to 1007 code for a protein of 285 amino acids. Gene Ontology annotation, cellular component: membrane. The transcript is spliced from 8 exons.